UGGGCUACAUAGGGAGACCCUGUCUCAGCAAACACACAACACAAAAAAGCAGAAGGGAUAGAAGAACUUUAUCCUAACUUUUCUCUGGGUUCCAAAGGUAGGCUUGCGUUUUGUAGUGUGUUUGUUUGAAGGAUGCCAGGAGGCUCUGGGUGUGGGGGAGCAAGGGAUACCUUGGCUCCAAGGGCCUCCCCUUAUUCCCUCUGCUCUUCCUCUGCAGGAUGUCCAUGCGGAGCCCAGUCUCUGCGCAGCUGGCCCUGGAUGGCGCUGGCACCAUGGUGAACUGUACCAUCAAGUCUGAGGAGAGGAAGGAGCUUUGCCACGAGGCUCCUCAGGGUGCAGCCACUGCAGCUGAGCCCCAACCUGGAGACCCAGCCCGGGCACCCCAGAAUGCUACUGAUCCCCAAGCUCCAGCUCAGGACUGUGGUUCUCCAGAGAGCAAUGGGUCCCCAGAGCCCAGGAGACCAGCGGCCUCUGAGGCUGCUUCUGGAAGCCAGGAGAAGCUGGACUUUAACCGUAAUCUACAAGAAGUUGUGCCGGCCAUCGAGAAGCUAUUAUGCAGUGACUGGAAGGAGCGGUUUCUGGGAAGGAGCUCUGUGGAAACCAAAGAUGUCAAAGGGACUCAAGAGAGCCUGGCAGAGAAGGAACUCCAGCUUUUGGUCAUGAUCCACCAACUGUCUACCCUACGGGACCAGCUCCUGACAGCCCAUUCAGAGCAGAAGAACAUGGCUGCCAUGCUUUUCGAGAAACAGCAACAGCAGAUGGAGCUGGCCCGGCAGCAGCAGGAGCAGAUCGCCAAGCAGCAGCAGCAGCUGAUUCAGCAGCAGCAUAAGAUCAACCUCCUCCAGCAGCAGAUCCAGCAGGUCAACAUGCCUUAUGUCAUGAUCCCAGCCUUCCCCCCAAGCCACCAGCCUCUGCCUGUCACCCCUGACUCCCAGCUGGCUUUGCCUAUUCAGCCCAUCCCCUGCAAACCAGUGGAGUACCAGCUGCAGCUGCUGCAUAGCCCUCCUGCCCCUGUGGUGAAGAGGCCUGGGGCCCUGGCCACCCACCACCCUCUGCAGGAGCCCUCCCAGCCCCUAAACCUCACAGCCAAGCCCAAGGCUCCUGAGCUGCCCACCACCUCCAGCUCCCCGAAUCUGAAGAUGAGCAACUGUGGGCCCCGCCCCCCCAGCCAUGGAGCCCCCACGCGGGACCUCCAGUCCAGCCCUCCCAGCCUGCCUCUAGGCUUCCUUGGUGAAGGGGAUGCUGUCACCAAAGCCAUCCAGGAUGCUCGACAGCUGCUACACAGCCACAGUGGAGCCUUGGAAAGCUCCCCCAACCCACCCUUCCGCAAGGACCUCAUCAGUCUGGACUCGUCCCCAGCCAAGGAGCGGCUGGAGGAGAGCUGUGUGCACCCACUGGAAGAAGCCAUGCUGAGCUGCGACAUGGACGGCUCUCGCCACUUCCCUGAGUCCCGGAACAGCAGCCACAUCAAGAGACCCAUGAAUGCCUUCAUGGUGUGGGCCAAGGAUGAGCGGAGGAAGAUCCUCCAAGCCUUCCCGGACAUGCACAACUCCAGCAUUAGCAAGAUCCUUGGCUCUCGCUGGAAGUCCAUGACCAACCAGGAGAAGCAGCCCUACUACGAGGAGCAGGCACGGCUGAGCCGGCAGCACCUGGAGAAGUAUCCAGACUACAAAUACAAGCCACGGCCCAAGCGUACCUGCAUCGUGGAGGGCAAGCGACUGCGUGUGGGGGAGUACAAGGCCCUGAUGAGGACAAGGCGUCAGGAUGCCCGCCAGAGCUACGUGAUCCCCUCACAGGCUGGCCAGGUGCAGAUGAGCGCCUCCGAUGUCCUGUUCCCUCGGGUGGCAGGCAUGCCCCUGGCCCAGCCACUGGUGGAGCACUCUGUUCCCCACAGCCUGGAUCCCAACAUGCCCGUCAUUGUCAAUACCUGCAGCCUCAGGGAGGAGGGUGAGGGUACAGAUGACAGGCACUCAGUGGCUGAUGGCGAGAUGUACCGGUACAGCGAGGACGAGGACUCAGAGGGUGAAGAGAAGAGCGACGGGGAGUUGGUGGUGCUCACAGACUGAUAUCCAGCUGCUGGCCUGGCCCCUUCUCCACUGUGGAAGACUUUGUCCUCACCCUGAUGGGCGCAGCCAGCCGGCCUGGACUAUGUUGGUACUUGGAUUUGAGCAUGCCCAGGUGAUGGGCAAAGCUGUGCACUUGUAGAUACAUUCACAAGGGGAAAGUCCUCCCCACCACACCUGCGGUCACACCUGAGGAGCUACCAGCCUAGACAGGCGGCUUUGCAUGGUGGUGAUGGGCGGAGCUGGCUGAGCUCCUUGGCCCUGGGGCUAAUAGCCAGGGACACUGGAUGACCCUCUCCUCUCUUGCAGAUCUACCUACCUAGGGGUAUGGCAGCACACACCUGUCUCCCUGGGGUCACAUGCUUUGUUUCCAUUCUUGUCCUGGCUGGACAAGCCAGCCACUGUGGGACCAGCACCCCUUCCUAUACACCCCCAGAUCACUCCUCUUGUCACCAGGAUCACUUUGUACUUCGUGCAAAAUGGCCUGCUGUCCCUAGCCAUCUCUCUCUGCCUAGCCCAUGGUGCCUCUGGCUUGUGUGCACAUGCACGCAUUUUCAUCCAU
Castor canadensis (American beaver) is the source of this 2625-nucleotide messenger RNA. NCBI's taxonomy places the organism in Eukaryota, Metazoa, Chordata, Mammalia, Rodentia, Castoridae. The record is from RefSeq and is a predicted model, not a curated record.